Xenia sp. Carnegie-2017 is the source of this 672-nucleotide messenger RNA. RefSeq names its product C-C chemokine receptor type 5-like. The record is from RefSeq and is a predicted model, not a curated record. Gene Ontology annotation, cellular component: membrane. The transcript has 2 exons. The coding region runs from base 150 to 602 and encodes 150 amino acids. Gene Ontology annotation, molecular function: G protein-coupled receptor activity. Lineage: Eukaryota; Metazoa; Cnidaria; Anthozoa; Malacalcyonacea; Xeniidae. Gene Ontology annotation, biological process: G protein-coupled receptor signaling pathway.
GAAAAGCGGUACCAGAAAACAUCAAUUACGCAAGGUUCCAUUCAACAUAUAUUUGAUGUCUUUGGCAAUAGUUGACUUAAUAUUUGCAAUUAGCGCAUUACCUAUAUAUGUAGCAUCGACGAACGCCGUACCUCAUCCGAAUGGAUUGAAUGGCGAGAUUAUGUGUAAGAAAAUGUCUCACUGUGUUGGAUACAACCUUACGCAAGUCCAUUGCUGACGACAAACAACGUUUAAAGAUUCUUAAAAGUAAACAGAAGACUGUGAAAAUAGUGUUUGUUGUGAUGAUGGCAUUUUUUUGUCUAUGGGCCCCCAAUCAUAUAAUGUAUCUUCUCUUUCAAUUUGGUGGAAUACAUAAUUUAAAGUGGAAUUCUACAUAUUAUCAAGCGGGUAUUGUUCUUGGUUUUUGUUCAUCGUGGCUGAAUCCAUUUCUGUAUGCAUUUCAAAGCAGGGACUUUCGAACUCAUGCCUACAAAGUGUUAAGAAAAAUUUUUUGUGAACAAAGCUCUUCUCGACCUUUCGAAGACAGCCAUGGUACUAUCAGUUCAUUGUCAUCUGGUCAAACUAAAAAUGGGUUUCGAAAAUUAAAAAGCCCAGUAGUUUAGAUUUUAGUUUGACUUUUUCUAUUUCUUUUAUUAUACAUGCAUUGCAAUAAAUGAAUUACUUGACUUGCAA